AUGGUGAAAUGGUCGCAGGAUGAACAUGGCACGGGCGUCGUGACUUCCACCAAUACGUUGGACAAACGAUCCGCAGAAUACAUCCUGAAAUCGGGGCUUGCCGGUGGGAUGGCUGGGUCUGUGGCAAAGACAUUAGUUGCACCAUUGGAUAGAAUCAAAAUUCUGUUCCAAACUUCCAAUCCGCACUACCUUAAAUAUUCCGGCUCGAUGAUGGGACUUGUACGUGCUGGAAGUCAUAUUCGACUCAACGACGGCAUACGCGGAUUUUAUCAAGGCCACUCGGCGACUCUAUUGCGAAUCUUCCCCUAUGCAGCUAUCAAAUUCAUCGCUUACGAACAAGUGCGACAUGUGCUUAUUCCGUCAGCUCAAUACGAAACUUCAUGGCGUAGAUUGGCGAGCGGAUCGAUCGCUGGACUUUGUAGCGUUUUUGUCGCUUACCCGUUAGAUUUGAUUCGAGUUCGUUUGGCUUACGUCACAGACCAUCGUCGCAUCAAGAUGUGGCCCAUUGUUAAACAGAUUUUCAACGAACGGGCGUCAGAUUCUCUCACUUCCAAACCAUUUAUACCCAGUUGGUUUGCCCAUUGGAGCAAUUUUUAUCGUGGUUUCACACCAACCAUUCUUGGCAUGAUCCCGUACGCAGGCGUGUCGUUUCUUGCGCAUGACAUUUUAGGUGACGUUUUCAGAAGCCCGUUGAUAGCACCUUAUUCAGUUUUACCUGUCUCCGAAACGAAACGGACAGAGCAGACUCGCAAAAGAGGUGGUCCGCCUCUUAAAUCCUGGGCUGAAUUGGCCGCAGGUGGACUUGCAGGGAUGGCUUCGCAAACAGCGGCAUAUCCCUUUGAGAUUAUUAGAAGACGACUCCAGGUGAGUGUUGUAUCUCCAUCUUCCAUGCACAAUUUUCAAUCGAUACCGCAAAUGUUUAGAAUCAUAUAUCAAGAACGCGGCUGGAGAGGGUUUUUUGUCGGUCUAAGCAUAGGAUAUAUCAAGGUCACUCCCAUGGUUGCUUGCAGCUUUUUCGUUUACGAACGCAUGAAAUGGCACUUUGGGAUAUGA
Lachancea mirantina is the source of this 1053-nucleotide messenger RNA. The record is from the annotation of a GenBank genome assembly. NCBI's taxonomy places the organism in Eukaryota, Fungi, Ascomycota, Saccharomycetes, Saccharomycetales, Saccharomycetaceae.